UGACGCGCUCCUUCCGGUUGUUCGAUAGUUGCUUGCUGGUGGCAUCCUGUUGUUGAUAUGAUCAUUUAGGUAUAUCGUGGUUUAUUUGGAGUUUUAUUGUUAUUUUGCGGCUACGUCAGCGCAAUAGGGAAAGUCGUCUUUUAGUGGAUUGUUUGUGAGUGUUUAUAAUGUCAGGAGGAACUCGACUUGAAAACGCCAAUCCUCUGAUAUUUCAGCGAUCAGGUGAAAGACUCACCACUGCCAGUGACGAAAACGAGGAUGUUGCUGAUCCCAUCGAUGACAGAGAGAUCUUCGAUCUCAUCAGAUCGAUAAAUGAUCCUGAGCACCCACUGUCCCUCGAAGAACUAAAUGUCGUGGAACAGAUCCGCGUUCAAGUGAAUGACCAAGAGAGCGCAGUAUCUGUAGAGUUCACCCCUACCAUCCCACACUGCAGUAUGGCCACCCUCAUUGGCCUGUCUAUCAAAGUCAAGCUUCUGCGCUCCCUGCCUGACAGAUUUAAGAUUGAUGUUCACAUCACACCUGGCACACAUGCGUCUGAGGAUGCAGUUAAUAAGCAGCUUGCAGACAAAGAGAGAGUGGCAGCAGCUCUGGAGAACUCUCAGCUGCUAGAGGUGGUCAACCAAUGUCUGUCCACUAGAGCCAUGUGAUUGGAGAAAUCCAUACAUGCAAGCCAGAGCUGUGUAAUAGUAAUUUGAUAUUACCUGAUAAGAAAAGGAAGCCUUACUGUUAAAAAAUUAUACUUAUGAAAAAUGUUUUUGGAUAUGCUGUUUACGUAUUGCUCCAAUGGAGUAUUUAAAAUCCAACAUGUAUCAGGAAUAGAAUAUUGGAACUGGAUCCCGUUUUAUGUUUGAGUGUAAGUGGAUAAACUCAUUGAUAUAUAUUUGUAUAAUUUAGAAUAGAAUUGCUCAUUGUCUUAUAUCGAUUCAUCAUCUUGAAAAAAAAUAAACAGUUCUGCUUUUGUCAUUCUAA
Messenger RNA from Misgurnus anguillicaudatus (oriental weatherfish), 969 nucleotides. RefSeq names its product cytosolic iron-sulfur assembly component 2B (gene ciao2b). Lineage: Eukaryota; Metazoa; Chordata; Actinopteri; Cypriniformes; Cobitidae. The record is from RefSeq and is a predicted model, not a curated record. Gene Ontology annotation, cellular component: cytosolic [4Fe-4S] assembly targeting complex.